AAGAAGAAGAAGAAGAAGAAGAAGGUGGUCGCUGAGGAGACCGGAGCCCCGACCACCAGAGGUUUGGGGCAGUGCCCAGUCUCCCAGCCAUGCCCACUGGCGGAUGAAGCCCGAGGGAAUGAUGGAGCAGCUGCAGAAGCAGCAGCCCCCAGCCCCGCUGCAGAUGGAGUCCCGAGAGAGGCAGGAACGGCAGCUGAGAGAAGCCCAGCUCCUCUACGCUCAGCAGCUGGCGGCCCAGCAGGCGAUCCUGACCACCACGUCCGGCAGGGCUUCCGGCGGCCCAGCCCUGGGGCCGCUAGCCAGAGGCCCGCCGGCCACGGGAGCCCCUCGGGCCUUCGACCAGAGCAGCGUGACCUCGGAGCCCGAUGACGAUGAGGAGGAAGGGGGCUUAGAAGAAGAGGAAGGGGAAGGCGAGGACCCCGAGGGGAUGGAGAAAGACAGCCAGGUGGCCCUGAAGUACUUCCCCACCCAGAAGGUCACCCACCUCGACUCCAGGGCGGCUCCGGCUUCCAACCCCGCUCCGGCGGCGGGGCUGCCGCGGGGGCCCCACGGGAAGGAAGGGCAGAGUAAAGACGCCCCCAGAGCGGCGCCUCCGGGCUCUCCGCCGGGACGGCCCACUUGGAACCUGGACGAGCAGCUCAAGCAGAACGGCGGUCUGACCUGGAGCGACGAUGCCGACGGAGGCCGAGGAAGGGAGAUCUCCCGAGAUUUUGCCAAGCUGUACGAACUGGACGGGGACCCCGAGCGCAAGGAGUUCUUGGACGACCUCUUCAUCUUCAUGCAGAAGAGGGGCACCCCCAUCAACCGGAUCCCCAUCAUGGCCAAGCAGAUCCUGGACCUCUACAUGCUGUACAAACUGGUGACGGAGAAAGGGGGCUUGGUGGAGAUCAUCAAUAAGAAAAUCUGGCGGGAGAUCACCAAAGGCCUCCACCUGCCCACAUCCAUCACCAGCGCGGCAUUCACCCUGCGGACCCAGUACAUGAAGUACCUGUACGCCUACGAGUGCGAGAAGAAGGCCCUGAGCUCGCCGGCCGAGCUCCAGGCCGCCAUCGACGGCAACCGGCGGGAGGGCCGGCGACCCAGCUACAGCUCGUCUCUCUUCAGCUACUCGCCCAGCGCUCCCAGCGGGCCCCCUUCGCUCCUCUCCCCGCCCAAGAUCCGCUUCCCCAUCCUGGGCCUCGCCUCGGGCGGUACCAGCAGCCCCCGGCCCGCGUCUUCGGCGGCCGCCCUCAGGAAAGGCGACGGGGUGCCCCUGACGGUGUCCGUGCCCAACCGCCUGGCCGUGCCCGGGCCCUUGGCGAGCCAGCCGGCGGGCGCCCGGACGGCCACCCUGGAACAGCUGCGGGAGCGGCUGGAGGGCGGGGAGCCACCGGAGAAGAAAGCGGCGGCGGCGGCGGCGCGCAUGUUGGAGGAGGAGCAGCGGCUGGUCCAGCAGGCCUUCCAGCGCAAUCUCUUCAGCGUGGCCCGGCAGCUCCCCAUGAAGAUCAAGAUCAACGGCAGGGCAGAAGAUAAACCGGAGGCGGCAACGGCAGCGGCACUAAACUUGUCCACCAAUGGGAUCGGCAGCAUUAACAUGUCCAUGGAGAUCAAUGGCACCAUCUAUGCAGGUGUGCUGUUUGCCCAGAAGCCCGCGGUCCACCCUCCGGCCGGCUCCGGCCCGCAGAGCGGCGGCGGCAGCGGCGGCGGCAGCAGCAGCAGCGGCAGUUCCCACUGCUCGCCCAGCCCUACCUCGUCCCGCGGCACCCCCGGCGCGGAGCCCUCCACCAGCUGGUCCCUCUGACGGACCCCCCCGGGACGGGACCCCCGGCCCUCCCCGCCUCUCCGGCCGGGGGAGGGCCCGCACAGAAUUAUUACCUCAUCUCACAGAACCCGCCCUCCCCACCCCAGAGCGUGCCCCCUCUCCUCUCCUCCCCGCGCGCCCUCCCAUCUUCCCAUCUCCCGGGGGCGGUGGGCGGGCAGCGUUGUCCAAUCAGGGAUCAUCCCAGGUGGCGGUGGGAAUGGGUCCGGAAGGGUCGUCGGGACAGGUGGCAGCAUGUGGCGGCCCCGGGGGUCCGGGGGAUGGCGGGGGAGCGUCUCCUCCGGGCUCCCGUGGGCGGCCUCCUAACCCAGGGCACAGUGUAUUGACAAUCUGAGAGUCAGGGGGUUGGCUCCCCUCCACCGGCCCCUCCCCUUUAAUUUAUUUCUCCUCCGAUUCCCCCUUCCCCCACGAGGCCGGGGUCACCGGCGUCCGCGAAUCCCCUGGGACCAGCGGGACCUCCGGGGUCAGCCGCCCCCUCAGAACCGAGACCCCCGGCCCCAGGAAUCGGAGCGAGGGUCUCCCUCCCCGCCGGGGGUGGACGGCGAGCUCCCGAGGCCGGACAACGGCGGCCCGUGGGCGGUCUCCCACCCAUCCCCUUCCACCUGCAGACCCAGGGGCUUCAGGCCCCCCGCCCUUCCGCCCAGAUCCCCCCGCCC
Messenger RNA from Tachyglossus aculeatus (Australian echidna), 2454 nucleotides. RefSeq names its product AT-rich interaction domain 3B (gene ARID3B). Gene Ontology annotation, cellular component: nucleus. NCBI's taxonomy places the organism in Eukaryota, Metazoa, Chordata, Mammalia, Monotremata, Tachyglossidae. The transcript is spliced from 9 exons. Gene Ontology annotation, biological process: regulation of transcription by RNA polymerase II. The record is from RefSeq and is a predicted model, not a curated record. Gene Ontology annotation, molecular function: DNA binding. Bases 104 to 1780 code for a protein of 558 amino acids.